This is a messenger RNA of Sporothrix brasiliensis 5110, 1641 nucleotides long. RefSeq names its product thermotolerance membrane protein. The transcript has 3 exons. The coding region runs from base 1 to 1641 and encodes 546 amino acids. The record is from RefSeq and is a predicted model, not a curated record. NCBI's taxonomy places the organism in Eukaryota, Fungi, Ascomycota, Sordariomycetes, Ophiostomatales, Ophiostomataceae.
AUGGCGAACUCGGCUGAGAUCUUCUUUCGCGUUCUCUACGCCACCGUCUACACCUUACUGCACGUCCUACUCCUCGCGCUGCUGCUCGUGACGCCCGGCGAUCUCAUAAACCAGUCACGCUAUCGCCACGACGUUGUCUCCAUCCUUAUCGUCGCUGGCGCCUAUAUCUUUGGCAUUCUCGUCAUCGCGAUCGUCUUCUUCCUGCGCCUCUUCCUCAAGCGUGCCGUCCUCAAUUCCAUCCCCAAGUCCUGGGUCCCCAUCGAAAAAGGCGAUGUCUCGAAGCCGGUGCGCAGCAUGAUCAGCGCCGGCCUCAGCCGCAGUGCUGCUGUUGCCUUUAUGUCGCGGCCGCGUGUCGUACCUGAGGAGCUACUUGACGAGAUGUGUCCGAAGCUGGCUGCGGACGUGUUUAUGCACGGCGGUAGCGGGGGAGCGCCAAAACACCAUGAAGGGGACGUCAUAGGAGCCAACGAGGAGGACGGUGGCGGCUCAGAACUGGCCGCCGACGGUGAAAAAGCAGAUCGGCCCCCAAAGGCGGUGCGGUUCAAAAGGGCCGAGACGAUGGAAAUGGAAAAGGCGCUGGGUAUUGACCUGCCGCCGUGCCAGGCCGUUUGGGGUGUGAUCGAGCACCCCGGCUGGGCACCACCCGACCAGGUCUUGCAUCGGUCACGAGGCGGCGGAGCGACCAGUGGUGGACGUGAAGAUGGAGGUGGAGGUGCAGGCGGCGGCGGCAGCGGUGGCGGCGGUGCUACGGCCGACCCUCUCGACGAGAACAUCAACCUGCAGUACAGCACAGUCCUCGCCGAGUUGCCAAACCUAAUUGAGGCCAAGGCACUAACUCUUGCGCCGCCAGACCCUUUCUCGGCAGCCGACCCGCCUCUCUUCGACCCAGAUGCUGUGGCCCUACUUGAACGGCCUUCGUACAUGGGCCUCCGCGAAUACCUCUACCACCUCGCCGAGCUCGGCGUCGUCGACAUAGAAGCUGAUGCACCGUCCCGCGACGCGCCCGUGGCCGACAGCGAUCCUCGCUCGCUGCGCGAAAUCGUUUCGUCUUUUGCGACGGAAUACGAGUAUGCGCGCUUUUCAACACGCAUGAUUUCCAACCACAUGUUUCGCCAGCUGAUGCACGAUCUGGCAACGAUCUUGCGCCGGAUGACACCUCUCGACCCAAGUGUUUUGGAAGACGACGAAGACGACGAGUAUGACGAAAGUGGAUACGACAAGGAGAGCAGCUUCAGCUUUGGCGAAGAAGACGACGAGGAUGGCGAUAUAAUCGAUAAUACUACACCAAUACGAAGUCGUAGACAGUGCCGGAACCAGCAGACGACGCCGUCCAAGCCGCCAGACGAACAAUCCGGACCUUGCAAGCCCAACUUUGCCACAGAAUCAGAGGCGUGCUCUACAACAGCCGCUACUAUCACCACGGCCCGAUGCCCGCCAAGCCAGGAGGGCAUCAAGGCAAACCACACGCCGGCCCUCAGUCGGCACCCAUACGCCCUCAGCAGCCAACCGUCGAGCGCCAGCCUGCGUUCGACCAACUCGAGCGGCUCUGUUAUCCGGCUGGCCGACCGCAACGAGCAAUCGUCGUCUGGAUUGCCCUACGUCAUAAUGGCACCGACGGCAUCGCCACAUACCUGGACGUGA